Messenger RNA from Microthlaspi erraticum, 288 nucleotides. Lineage: Eukaryota; Viridiplantae; Streptophyta; Magnoliopsida; Brassicales; Brassicaceae. The record is from the annotation of a GenBank genome assembly.
AUGAUGUGCUCCUCUACAACUCAGGCUCAAGCUAUUCCCUGGGAAGCUGAAGUGUCGCUGGUCAGGACCAUUCAAGGUCAAGGAAGUGUUGCCUUAUGGAGCCAUCACCCUAGUGAACAACAAUGGAGUGAGUUCACGGUUAACGGUCACCGGUUGAAGAAGUACAUGGGAGUCAAAGCAUUGGAGAGGGAAGUUCAAUCCGUCUCCAUGAUCCACCCCAAGCCUAAAAAGGCAAUGAAAGUCAAGCUAUGGACUCAAAACAAGCUCACUUGGGAGGAAGUCCCAUGA